AUGGCGACCUACGUCUACAGAGAGCGAGAGCGCGAGCGCGAGCGCGACUGGGACGAACCCCGGUCUUCCGUGUCCAUCAAGCGUUACGUCAUUCCCUCGGAAGAUGAGCAUGAUCGCGAUUUUUUCCACCGCCGCGACGACCCUGGGGAUCGGGAGGUGGUGAUCCGCCGCUCAGUCGACCGGGAGGAGCCCGUCAUGGUGCAGCGCUACGAACGUGAGGUCGAUUACGAGUCGCGUCCGUUUGACUAUCGCUCGGAGAGAGACUACUACGAACGUGAGUACAGCGUGCCCGAGCACAUUCACAGCUACCCCGCCCCCGUUGUCAUUCGUGAAGCCCAGCCGGUAAUCUUUCUUCAAGCGCGAGGGCCAGUCUACGUCAACCCGCGGGAAUCCGACUACGAAGUUAUUCGUCGGUCCGAGGUGGACAGGGAGCCGGGAGGAUACUACUAUCAUCGCCGAGUUCGGGAGUAUGAUGAUGACCGGCGUACUCGGCGUGAGAUCAGCCCCAGUGACUCCGUCUCCCAGGCCACCCGUCGCCGGGAGGGUCAAGAUGAGUACAGCAGUGAUGACAGCAUGGUCUACAUUCGCAAGGAAGUCAGAGAAUAUGACGACCCCCAACACCGGCGCCAUCUGGCGGAGGGUGCCUUGGUGGGAGUUGGUGCCGCAGAGCUCCUCCGCAACCACCGAAAAAAGGAGGGGGAGGAAGUCUCGGGCGGGAUUGGCCGUCUAGGGCGGGACGUGGGCGCGGGGGCUUUGGGUGCAGUUGCGGCGGAAGCAGUCUCGCGUGCAAGGGACCACUAUCGCAGCAAAAGCCGACAUCGCUCUCACUCAUUUGACGAUGGCCGGAGGUCUCACUCACGCCACCACCGUCACUAUCAUCGCAGCCAUGGCCGUCGCAGCCGCAGCCGGUCUCACUCUCAUUCUCGUGCGCGGACUCUCGCAGAACUUGGCCUGGGCGCUGCCGCCAUCGCUGGAGCCGUGGCGUUGGCGCGAAAUAAGUCGAACUCGAACAAAGAACGACGGAGCCGCUCGCGUCAUCGUCACGCCUCCAGCUCCCGCAGGAGGUCGGUCAAGGGUACUGAUGAGGAGAGACGCAGCCAGUCCGAGCGCAAGAAGCACAUGGCUGAGGCUGGUCUGGCUGGAGCGGCAGUGGCAGGUCUUGUAGAGAAGGCCCGCAGCCGUUCACGCUCGCACCGACGGGAUCGGUCACGAUCACACAGCGCCCUCAGAAAAGCGCUCCCUGUGGUAGCCGCUGGACUGGGAACCGCCGCUGUCACCGGGCUGUAUGAGAAGAACAAAGAGAAGAAAGAAGAAGAUGAGACACGCCGCAGAGAGCGCCGAAGGUCGAGAUCGCGAAGCAGAGCCGCGUCGGACAUCUACCCGGACCCAAGACGGGAGUCGCCUGGAUUGAUUGAGUACGGCGAUCAUCCAGUUCAUGGAAACAUACCUGCCAACUACUACGGCCGACCGGUGACGCCGCAUGGUUACUACUCGGAUGCUUCUGACCCCGUGGCAAGCGGUGCGGCCGGAUUUGCCUCUUCGCAUCGGGCUCGCAGCCGCAGCCGCAGUCGCGGCCGGGGGGUGCGGUACAGCAGCGACUCUUCUGACUCGGACAGCGGCAGCCGUAGAAGACAUCGAAGUCGUCAUGACCGGCAUCGCAGCCGCUCUCGUGGCAUCGCCGAGGCCGCGUUAGCCGCCGGAGGGGUAGGCUAUGCGGCCCACAAGCUUUCACAACAUAAUGAGCGCAAGAAGGCGGAGAGGGACAAAGACAGGCCUGAGUCGGACGACGAUGGACACCGGGGACCAUAUGACGGCUCGUACAACAACCCGCCUUAUGCGCCCUCUCCUGCAACCGCGCCACGGCCGAUCGAUGAUCAUCAGUAUUAUCCAAACAACAACUACUUCCCCCCUCCCCCGGGCUCUGCGCCAGGCCCAGAACCAGCGUCCUACAGCCCGGCCGACUAUCCACCCCCACCUGGCGCGGUGCCUCCACAGUCUUACGACUAUGCCGCGCGCCCAGGACCGGAUACGUACGCGCCUCGGCCUCGGAGGGCAGAUGAGAAUGUGAGUGCAUCAAACUCUCCCCGCCCCACAGCCCAAGACCGCAUACUUGAUGGUCUAGAAGUACCGUCGCCGCCAAGAACGCCCCGUGCGAAAAGGCGACCGCGCGCAGUCAGCCAGCCCGCCAGGCCGAAGUCGGUUGCCUUCAAUCUACAUGCGGAACAGGAACGCCAGAGGGAUCUCGGAUAUGAAACUGAUGAUAGCGAUUCCACCGUCGAGUUGAUACACGGAAGUCGCAGCCGGCCCCGACCCCGCCGUCACUCCUCGUCUGAGCCAUACUCCUUGGAUUGGUCGAAAGCUCAGGAUUGCACUUAUGGGGCCGAGUCGGACUCGGAAUCCACGAUUGACCUGCCCGACCGGUUUGACCCGCAAGGACGCCUCCUGCCCGAGCCCGACGAUGAUCCAUUGGCAGACCGGUUCGAGCAACUCGUCAAGGGUAUCAACCGCGUGUUUGCGUAA
Messenger RNA from Aspergillus heteromorphus CBS 117.55, 2520 nucleotides. RefSeq names its product DUF3824 domain-containing protein. The record is from RefSeq and is a predicted model, not a curated record. NCBI's taxonomy places the organism in Eukaryota, Fungi, Ascomycota, Eurotiomycetes, Eurotiales, Aspergillaceae. The coding region runs from base 1 to 2520 and encodes 839 amino acids. The transcript has 3 exons.